Schistocerca serialis cubense is the source of this 2469-nucleotide messenger RNA. RefSeq lists its product as uncharacterized. NCBI's taxonomy places the organism in Eukaryota, Metazoa, Arthropoda, Insecta, Orthoptera, Acrididae. The transcript is spliced from 8 exons. Gene Ontology annotation, molecular function: zinc ion binding. The coding region runs from base 1 to 2469 and encodes 822 amino acids. The record is from RefSeq and is a predicted model, not a curated record.
AUGAAAUUGUGGUCUGGUCUACCAUGUGUCUACAUACCUGCUGCACUUCUUAUAUCAAAUGAAAUUCUCCCGCAGUGGAAAACACGUGUGUUGGAGCUGCACAGAAAUGAUUGUAAUGUGCAAGAAAUUAAAUCUUUAAACAUCCUUGUUGAUGUUAAAACAAGCGAGGAGUUUGGACAGUGGUGCACUGAACCUGCAUCAGGAAAGUAUGUUGCUUUCAAACAAAGGCUGGUCUGUCACCACAAUACUCGCAGUAUAAAAGUUCAUGGUUCAGUGCAAAGGGCAACAAAAAACACUAACUGUCCAUCAAAAAUGACAGUGACAAUUCACGCUGUGCAUGAUAGAUACAGAGAUGCUGCUGCUUUAAGAUUUAGGCAACCAUCAAGUGAUGUCAAAGAAAAAUUAAUAUCCCUGUUUGAAAGAGGUCAUUCACCAGCCACUGCUCUUGAGUCAAUAAAGGUUGAAAUUCAGCUGAAUUGUUCAGAUUACCCUUUAGUCCUUGCAGACAGAAGCAGGUGUCCUGAUUACAACUUUUGCCACUAUUUGUUCAACAAAGUUUUUAAGAAAAAGUAUGGGCCAACAGACUUCAACAAAGAAGGAAAGCAGCUGUUACAACAGAGGUUAGAGGAAUACAACAGCGAAGUUGGAGCUGUGUGUGCCAAGAUGAUUCAGAAAGAUGAUGAUUAUAUAGUAUGCAUUUGCUCACCACUGAUGCAAAAAGUCCAUACUCAUGUAAAAGCUGCUUCCAAACUUGUAUUUAUGGAUUCCACUGGUUCUCUGGAUCAUGAUAGCAGCAGAGUGUUCGUUUUACUUACUCACAGUGAGUGUGGAGGUUUACCACUAGGAGUUCUGAUUAUGUCUUCAGAAAGCUGCGGAGUUAUAGAAAUGGGACUAGAGUUGCUGAAAGAGAUAGUGGGGGAAAAUAUUUUUGGGGGAAACAUCAAUGGCCCAAGUGUGUUUCUGACUGACGACAGCCAGUCAGAACAAAAUGCAAUUAGAAGGUGCUUCCCAAACACAAAAACUUUGUUGUGUAUAUUCCAUAUCCUGCAGGCAGUGUGGCGCUGGCUUCUCAAAGCAAAAAAUGCUAUACCACAACAAAAACAGUGUGAGUUCUUCCAGAAAUUCAAAAAAAUAAUGUUUGCGCAAACAAAAAAUGAAGCAGUGGUAAACUAUAAUGUAACAAGAGGGAACAUCGGUGAAAAUCAUCAAAAUUUAUUGAAAUACUUGGAAGGGUAUUGGGAUAGGAGAGAACUGUGGACCCUUUCACAUCGGCGAGGUAUGCUUAUAGAAGGGCACAACACAAAUAAUAUAAGUGAGGCCUUCAUGAGAAUUUUAAAGGACAGGAUUUUUGAGAGGGUGCGUGCCUUCAAUGUGGUUCAGAUGGUGGACUUUUUUCUCACAAAGGUGAAUUUGUAUUUUCAGAGGAGACUUCUUGAUGCUGCUAAUGGAGCAAGUCCUAAGUCUUUCUGUAGGCCUAUAAAGGCUCCUUCACAGGAGAUUCUAGCAAAAAUCAGACAAGUCAAUGAGGAUGUUCUGCUCGUUCCCAGUGAAGAAAGGGAGAAUCAUUAUUACAUUGUUAAUAUGGCUGUUCUUGUUUGCACUUGUUGCCAAGGCAAUACAGGGAAGAUCUGCAAACAUAUAGACUGGGGCAGUACUGUUUUACCAUCAGGAAACUACAGGGAGGUGACUGAUAGUGACAGUAUACGCAGACUGUAUUAUUUUAUUGCUUCAAAUGAGGAGCCUCCUGAAGGGUGGCUAGAGCCUCUGUAUUGCUCUCAGAAUGCAGGGGCUUCAAGUUCUUCGGAACGUUUGGAGCAAAUGGACACAGGUUUGCUCUGUGAAAGCCAAGAAGAGAUGCCAGAGACACUUCACAUGGAGACAGUUCCAGACAAUAGAAAUAAUAAUUUAAUCGACGAGAUAAAAGCUCGUCUCAUAGAUUUUUCAAAUAAAUCCCUUGAGGAAAUGAGGAAAGGCCUUGAAGUCAUGUGCGAAAAAUUGAGAAAGCUUAAAACGCCAUCUGUAUGUGCAUCUUAUUUGGCAAAUUUUGGUGAAGGAAAAUCUAGAAAAAAUCGUGGUAACUAUAUUCCCGUUCAGCCCACUGCAAUAAGCAGAAGAAAAAACAAGUUGGCAGGUCGCAGAUGUCAUCCGGGGGGAAGACUAAGACCACACUCUAAGCAAAGCAAUGAAUUUGUAAAGACAGUAGAAAUUUCUGAAAUGUUUGAGGGAGCACUGCUGGACAUACAGUGCUAUUGGCUAACUUGCAUAAAUUUAAUACUGUGUGCUAAUGGUGGUGUAAAAACCGAAACAAUCCACAAAAGAAAUAAGAAAUUGCAACUGAAAACUGCCUCCAGACUGACCUCACAUCCAGUAUUGAUAAAGGCUAUGACAUACAUUGCUAUUGAAAAAACUGAAGUCACUCCACACCUUGAACUUGGUGUGGAUACUUCCAUUACACAGCAAGCCAGCUGA